AUGCAACAUAUGGUUGCAGGGACGACAAAUAUGCAAUCCCCUCCACCACCGUCAAUUCAUCCAAUGGGUUCAGGUUUGAUGAUGAAUGGCGCUGGUGGGGUGGCGAUGAUGGGGCCGGGUGGAAUGAUGGGUGCAGGGAUGAAUGGGCCAAUGGCUGGACCGAUGAAUGGAUCGAUGAUCUCUCCGGGAAUGCCCCGACCACACAUGGGUUACCGAACACCGCCGAAUCUGGCAAUGAUGGCGCCUGGAAUGGCCGGUCCAUCAAUACCUCCAGGCUCACAACCGCCACAUAUGAUGCCCCAAAAUCAAUCGAUUCCACCUGAUUCG
Messenger RNA from Mesorhabditis belari, 327 nucleotides. The record is from the annotation of a GenBank genome assembly. Lineage: Eukaryota; Metazoa; Nematoda; Chromadorea; Rhabditida; Rhabditidae.